AUGGAGGAGCGGACGGUCGAGAUGAUGAUGAUGAUGAUGAUGAUGAUGAUGAUGGUACAGAUGAUGAUGAUGAUGAUGAUGGUAUGUUUGCGUUUCACAUGGUUUCUCCAUGGGGAGUACACCGUGGAGGUGGCCAUCAACGACUACCUGGACAUCUACUGCCCCCACUACGAGGACCCGCUACCCCUGGAGCGCAUGGAGCGUUACAUCCUCUUCAUGGUCAACUACGACGGCUACACCACCUGCGACCACCGCAUGAAGGGCUUCAAGCGCUGGGAGUGCAACCGGCCACAGAGCCCCAACGGACCUCUCAAGUUCUCUGAGAAGUUCCAGCUCUUCACUCCCUUCUCACUGGGGUUUGAGUUCCGGCCGGGUCACGAGUACUACUACAUCUCGUCUCCACACCCUAACCUUGUCGGUAAACCCUGCUUGAAGUUGAAAGUCUAUGUCAAGCCUACAAAUGACUCAGUGUAUGAGUCCCCAGAGCCCUUCCUGACAGACGACAGCACCGGUGGCUGUUGCGUGGCCGCCCCCUGCCUCUCCCUCAUGCUGGCCAUGCUGCUCACGCUUCUCCUGUCCUCAUCAUAACAUCUUGGGCCCGCCGGCCUUACCCCCUUGAAACAGCCCCCCACCCGACUUCCCAUCAAAUCUUCCGCCUCUGCCCCCUGCGAGGAGACAUGCCUCUUCCACACACCCUCUCCCCACGCCUGUCCUCUCUUCCUCCCAUAUCAGUCUACUCUCCUCCACCCUCAACCCCUCGAUAUGCACCAUCUGGACACUGUAAACUCAUACUGCCCCUCCCUCAGAACCUUCCAACUCCUCAGCGUAACCCUUGCUUCAUGACCUCUGGCUUCUGACCCUCAGCUUGCAGCUCAAGUCCAGGUGGCGAUAAAGUGGAGUAGUCCUGGGGACCAGGAAGGAGUCGCUUAAAGACAAAAAGGAGUCCCUUAAAUGCAGGAAGGAGUCCCUUAAAGGCAGGAAGGAGUUCCUUAAAGUCUUUACAAAAACAGCCUCCCAGUUGCAGAGGAGUGCUGGGAUGUGCAAGAAAUGGAUGGGGUUUUGAAGCGAACUGAGCACAAACUCCACUCCUACGUGUCUGGAUGGUCGACAGUGACUGUUGAAGUCGACAGUGACGUCUUCUCCACUUAAGAACCCUCUCAUGUGCAUCUUCAUCUUCGGACUGUUUGCAUUUCUCUUUGAGUCUUUGUGCUUAUGCUCAGUAAUGUCCCACUUGUACAUGUUCAUUCUGUUAAUAAUAAUAAUAAUAAUAAUAUGUUACAGCGUAUUAUACAGUAGUAUAUUACUUUGUCACGUUGGCUCCUGUGGUGAUAGAUCAUAGGUGAACCUUUCUCUCUCUCUCUCUCUCUCUCUCUCUCUCUCUCUCUCUCUCUCUCUCUCUCUCUCUCUC
Oncorhynchus gorbuscha (pink salmon) is the source of this 1408-nucleotide messenger RNA. RefSeq names its product ephrin-A2-like. The transcript is spliced from 21 exons. Lineage: Eukaryota; Metazoa; Chordata; Actinopteri; Salmoniformes; Salmonidae. Gene Ontology annotation, cellular component: plasma membrane. Bases 1 to 588 code for a protein of 195 amino acids. Gene Ontology annotation, biological process: ephrin receptor signaling pathway; osteoclast differentiation; axon guidance. The record is from RefSeq and is a predicted model, not a curated record. Gene Ontology annotation, molecular function: ephrin receptor binding.